Molecule: messenger RNA, 342 nt
Organism: Solanum lycopersicum (tomato)
Lineage: Eukaryota; Viridiplantae; Streptophyta; Magnoliopsida; Solanales; Solanaceae
Source: RefSeq, a predicted model, not a curated record
AUGUGUUUUCUUUGUUAUGCUACAACAACAAGGCAACAACAAGUACAACAUAAUAUUAAUCAAGAAACUACAAAGGGUGUUAAAGAAAAAGGACUUUCUUUAACACAAUUGGAUAAAUUGCCUAAAGUUAGUGGACAAGAAUUGGUUAUGGGAAAUGAUUGUGCUGUCUGUUUGGAUGAAAUUGAAAAAGAACAAGUGGCAAGAAUUGUACCAGGUUGUAAUCAUGGUUUUCAUAUUGAAUGUGCUGAUACUUGGUUGGCCAAACAUCCUGUUUGUCCUGUUUGUAGAAGUAAACUUGAGACAGAGUUGUUUGAUACUACCAAUGAAAACAAUCCUUGCUAA